Molecule: messenger RNA, 774 nt
Organism: Hemiscyllium ocellatum (epaulette shark)
Lineage: Eukaryota; Metazoa; Chordata; Chondrichthyes; Orectolobiformes; Hemiscylliidae
Gene: mrpl32
Product: mitochondrial ribosomal protein L32
Exons: 3
Coding region: 49-573 (174 amino acids)
Biological process (GO): translation
Cellular component (GO): mitochondrial large ribosomal subunit
Molecular function (GO): structural constituent of ribosome
Source: RefSeq, a predicted model, not a curated record
UUGAACUCCCAGUGGCCAGCCAUUGUCGGCUCUAUCUCCUCCUCGGUCAUGGCGUUAUGGCUGCGGCUGUCCUGGUCGACGUUUGAAUGUGCUUUGCUGCAGGCGUUCGGACUUCAGCGUCGUCUGGUUCCUGCACUGGUAAUAGAGUCUCCAGUAAACUUCCCUCGUUCUGAAGCGGAAUCCCAUGAUGGUGACCGGAGUGAGAGUCCCAGCUUCCUAGAUAGUAUCUUCUGGAUGGCGGCACCCAAAAAACGGCGUACGAUUGAAGUCAACCGCUGUAGGCGGAGGGACAUUCGGAAGUUAGAAAAAGUUAAGAACAACAUAGAGGUCUGUCAAGUUUGUGGGCGCUUAAAACUGAAGCAUGUCCUAUGUGCCUUCUGCUAUCAAAAGGUUGUACAUGAAACAGCUCUUGUACGAGCACAGAUUCAGGCACAGGAAGGAAGGCCACAUAACACUCCCCCUGUAGAAAGUAUUAUACUUUAUGCAGGAGAAAAGGCUACAGAGGCUGAUGUUGGAAAAAGGAUCAUUGAAAGGAAUCGAAAGCGUCCAGCUUGGUUUACAGUAGACUCUUGAUGUGAGCACAAUAUAAGAGGGGAAAUUCAAGCUAAUGAGACCUUUUUGUUUAUGUCGUCAGGCAUUGUUAAAAUGUGCCACAGUUGCUCAAAAUAUACAAGUGUGUUACCCUUGUUUGUUAAUAAAGGAAGUAUGUUUCAGAAUAUUUCAGGAAUUUAUGGUCUAGAGAAAUGUGCAUUGUAAUAAAUCCUUUCUACACAA